Messenger RNA from Protomyces lactucae-debilis, 192 nucleotides. Its product is annotated as ATPase, F0 complex, subunit J. The transcript has 2 exons. The record is from RefSeq and is a predicted model, not a curated record. Bases 1 to 192 code for a protein of 63 amino acids. NCBI's taxonomy places the organism in Eukaryota, Fungi, Ascomycota, Taphrinomycetes, Taphrinales, Protomycetaceae. Gene Ontology annotation, biological process: proton motive force-driven ATP synthesis. Gene Ontology annotation, molecular function: proton transmembrane transporter activity.
AUGACUUUCCUCGGCAUGCGCAAAUACCCAACGCCCGUCAACGGUCCUAUGAUGCCCUUCUACAUCGGCGGCGUUGUCAUGUUCUUCGCCAUCAACUCGCUCGCGACCACCAUGAUGGACUCGCCUGCCUAUGCCAACGACCCAAAGAACCCCAAAUUCAAGGCGACAGGAGGCAAAAAGGCAGAUCACUAG